GCGGCGAGCCUCAGUCUCUGUCAAAGAAGCGUGAUUGUGAUAGAACAAAUGUUUUUUUAGUUCUAGAAUUUUGCAGUUCUUAAGCCUUUAAAAAAGUUUCGCUGUACUAAAUAAACUUCUCUUUAACUAAAAAAUGGCACUACACGUUCCAAAAGCGCCAGGCUUCGCCCAGAUGAUGAAAGAAGGAGCACGGUACUAUUCAGGUAUAGAAGAGGCCGUAAUCAGGAAUAUUAAUGCUUGCAAAGAAUUUGCUCACUCCGUCCGAUCAGCUUAUGGACCAAAUGGCAUGAAUAAAAUGGUAAUAAACCACAUUGAAAAACAAUUUGUUACCAGUGAUGCUGCUACUAUCAUUCGAGAACUGGAUGUUGAACACCCUGCUGCGAAACUAAUGAUUUUGGGCAGUGAAAUGCAAGACCAUGAGGUUGGAGAUGGAACGAAUUUUGUUAUAAUCUUAUCAGGAGCUUUGCUGGAAUCUUCCGAAGAACUUAUCCGCCUUGGAGUUACACCAACUGAAGUAGCGGAGGGCUUGGAAAGGGGUCUGGAUAAAUGUCUUGAAAUCCUACCUACCCUAGUGGCCUACACUGUAAAAGACAAGAGGAAUACAGAAGAGGUAAAAAGAGUCAUUAAAUCUUCAAUUAUGGCCAAGCAGUAUGGAAAUGAAGACUUUUUAGCAGACUUAGUUACCAAAGCUUGCAUUUCAAUACUGCCAGAAAAGACCACAUUUAAUGUUGACAAUGUUAGAGUAUGUAAGGUAUUAGGAGGUGGUCUUUAUAAGUCACAAGUUGUUCAAGGCAUGGUCUUUAAGAGACAUGUUGAGGGAGAAAUGACAAGUGCCGAAAAUGCAAAAAUAGCCGUGUUCAGCUGCCCAAUUGACAUUGUACAAACAGAAACAAAGGGUACAGUACUUAUAAAGUCAGCUGAUGAGCUAAUGAAUUUCAGCAGAGGUGAAGAAAACCUUUUGGAAAUCCAAAUAAAAGCCAUAGCAGACACUGGAGCCAAAGUAAUAGUUGCUGGUGCUAAAUUUGGAGAUAUGGCUCUUCACUUUAUCAAUAAAUACAAUAUGAUGGCUGUCAGACUUAAUUCAAAGUUUGACCUCAGACGGCUAAGUAAGGCUGUUGAUGCAACAGUAUUGCCUCGUCUCACUGCUCCAAGUCAAGAGGAACUUGGCUAUUGUGAUUUGGUUUGUGUAGAAGAACUUGGUGACACUCCUAUUGUGGCAUUUAGGCAAAAAAGCACAGAAUCCAGGAUAGCAACUGUUGUUAUUCGAGGGGCUACAGACAACUUCAUGGAUGACAUCGAAAGGGCCAUUGAUGAUGGUGUCAAUACCUUCAAAGGACUUUCAAGAGAUCCCAGAUUUGUACCAGGCGCAGGCGCCACAGAAGCUGAACUAGCAGUGCAACUCCUCAAGUUUGCUGACACCUUGCCUGGGUUGGAACAGUAUGCAGUGAGAAAAUUUGCUACUGCUUUGGAGACUUUUCCCAAAGUUUUGGCUGAAAACAGUGGAUUGAAAUCACAGGUGCUCUUGGACAAGAUCUUGGAAGCUCACCAAACUGGACAAAAAAAUGCUGGGAUUGACAUUGAGUCAGAGGAUAAGAUCUGUGAUGCUGUAGAAAAGAAUAUCCUUGAUCUGUAUCAGGGCAAAUACUGGGGCUUGAAAUAUGCUGUUAAUGCUGCAGCAACAAUUUUGAGGGUGGAUCAAAUAAUUAUGGCAAAACGGGCUGGUGGCCCAAAGGCAAGGCAGCCUCAAGGCAGUGAUGAUGAAUCUUAAGUAUUUUGAUUUAUUUCUAGUGUCUUUCAUUUUAGUUUGUUUACUAUUAAAUACAUUUUCUCACAUUAACUUUUUUGUAAGCAAUAUAUACAUUAAACAUGAGUCUGCUUUAAUAACAUUAUUAAAAAAAUGUUUUUUUACUACCAUUAUAAUCACACAUGCUUUACCUCAUUAAUUGCAUUUAGUCCGUCAUGUUAAAAACUUUUGUGUCUAAUAAAUUAUAUACAUAAAAUAAA
This is a messenger RNA of Anthonomus grandis grandis, 2004 nucleotides long. It is a transcript of the gene CCT8, whose product is annotated as T-complex protein 1 subunit theta. Gene Ontology annotation, biological process: protein folding. Bases 134 to 1768 code for a protein of 544 amino acids. Gene Ontology annotation, cellular component: chaperonin-containing T-complex. The transcript has a single exon. The record is from RefSeq and is a predicted model, not a curated record. NCBI's taxonomy places the organism in Eukaryota, Metazoa, Arthropoda, Insecta, Coleoptera, Curculionidae. Gene Ontology annotation, molecular function: ATP hydrolysis activity; ATP binding; ATP-dependent protein folding chaperone.